This is a messenger RNA of Coregonus clupeaformis (lake whitefish), 3354 nucleotides long. RefSeq lists its product as uncharacterized. The transcript has 5 exons. Bases 1 to 999 code for a protein of 332 amino acids. NCBI's taxonomy places the organism in Eukaryota, Metazoa, Chordata, Actinopteri, Salmoniformes, Salmonidae. The record is from RefSeq and is a predicted model, not a curated record.
AUGUCUGUAGAGGCCAUCACAGUAAGUAGAGGUCCUCAUCACAUCACAGUAAGUAGAGGUCCUCAUUACAUCACAGUAAGUAGAGGUCCUCAUUACAUCACAGUAAGUAGAGGUCCUCAUUACAUCACAGUAAGUAGAGGUCCUCAUCAAAUCACAGUAAGUAGAGGUCCUCAUUACAUCACAGUAAGUAGAGGUCCUCAUUACAUCACAGUAAGUAGAGGUCCUCAUUACAUCACAGUAAGUAGAGGUCCUCAUUACAUCACAGUAAGUAGAGGUCCUCAUUACAUCACAGUAAGUAGAGGUCCUCAUUACAUCACAGUAAGUAGAGGUCCUCAUCACAUCACAGUAAGUAGAGAUCGUCAUCACAUCACAGGAAGUAGAGGCCAUUACAUCACAGUAAGUAGAGGUCCUCAUUACAUCACAGUAAGUAGAGGUCCUCAUCAAAUCACAGUAAGUAGAGGUCCUCAUUACAUCACAGUAAGUAGAGGUCCUCAUUACAUCACAGUAAGUAGAGAUCGUCAUCACAUCACAGGAAGUAGAGGCCAUUACAUCACAGUAAGUAGAGGUCCUCAUUACAUCACAGUAAGUAGAGGUCCUCAUUACAUCACAGUAAGUAGAGGUCCUCAUCACAUCACAGUAAGUAGAGAUCGUCAUCACAUCACAGGAAGUAGAGGCCAUUACAUCACAGUAAGUAGAGGUCCUCAUCACAUCACAGUAAGUAGAGACCAUCACAUCACAGGAAGUAGAGGCCAUUACAUCACAGUAAGUAGAGGUCCUCAUUACAUCACAGUAAGUAGAGGUCCUCAUUACAUCACAGUAAGUAGAGGUCCUCAUCACAUCACAGUAAGUAGAGAUCGUCAUCACAUCACAGGAAGUAGAGGUCCUCAUUACAUCACAGUAAGUAGAGGUCCUCAUCACAUCACAGUAAGUAGAGGUCCUCAUCACAUCACAGGAAGUAGAGGUCCUCAUUACAUCACAGGAAGUAGAGAAGAGAGCUAGAAGCAGGGUUCAACCAUAGACCUAAUAACUUUAGAUGGCUAGAAGCAGGGUUCAACCAUAGACCUAAUAUAACUUUAGAGGGCUAGAAGCAGGGUUCAACCAUAGACCUAAUAUAACUUUAGAGGGCUAGAAGCAGGGUUCAACCAUAGACCUAAUAUAACUUUAGAGGGCUAGAAGCAGGGUUCAACCAUAGACCUAAUAUAACUUUAGAGAGCUAGAAGCAGGGUUCAACCAUAGACCUAAUAUAACUUUAGAGGGCUAGAAGCAGGGUUCAACCAUAGACCUAAUAUAACUUUAGAGAGCUAGAAGCAGGGUUCAACCAUAGACCUAAUAUAACUUUAGAGGGCUAGAAGCAGGGUUCAACCAUAGACCUAAUAUAACUUUAGAGAGCUAGAAGCAGGGUUCAACCAUAAACCUAAUAUAACUUUAUAGGGCUAGAAGCAGGGUUCAACCAUAGACCUAAUAUAACUUUAGAGGGCUAGAAGCAGGGUUCAACCAUAGAUCUAAUAUAACUCUAGAGGGCUAGAAGCAGGGUUCAACCAUAGACCUAAUAUAACUUUAGAGGGCUAGAAGCAGGGUUCAACCAUAGACCUAAUAUAACUUUAUAGGGCUAGAAGCAGGGUUCAACCAUAGACCUAAUAUAACUUUAGAGGGCUAGAAGCAGGGUUCAACCAUAGACCUAAUAUAACUUUAGAGGGCUAGAAGCAGGGUUCAACCAUAGACCUAAUAUAACUUUAGAGGGCUAGAAGCAGGGUUCAACCAUAUACCUAAUAUAACUUUAGAGAGCUAGAAGCAGGGUUCAACCAUAGACCUAAUAUAACUUUAGAGGGCUAGAAGCAGGGUUCAACCAUAGACCUAAUAUAACUUUAUAGGGCUAGAAGCAGGGUUCAACCAUAGACCUAAUAUAACUUUAGAGGGCUAGAAGCAGGGUUCAACCAUAUACCUAAUAUAACUUUAGAGGGCUAGAAGCAGGGUUCAACCAUAGACCUAAUAUAACUUUAGAGGGCUAGAAGCAGGGUUCAACCAUAGACCUAAUAACUUUAGAGGGCUAUAAGCAGGGUUCAACCAUAGACCUAAUAUAACUUUAGAGGGCUAGAAGCAGGGUUCAACCAUAGACCUAAUAUAACUUUAGAGGGCUAGAAGCAGGGUUCAACCAUAGACCUAAUAUAACUUUAUAGGGCUAGAAGCAGGGUUCAACCAUAGACCUAAUAUAACUUUAGAGGGCUAGAAGCAGGGUUCAACCAUAGACCUAAUAUAACUUUAGAGGGCUAGAAGCAGGGUUCAACCAUAGACCUAAUAUAACUUUAGAGGGCUAGAAGCAGGGUUCAACCAUAGACCUAAUAUAACUUUAGUGGGCUAGAAGCAGGGUUCAACCAUAGACCUAAUAUAACUUUAGAGGGCUAGAAGCACGGUUCAACCAUAGACCUAAUAUAACUUUAGAGGGCUAGAAGCAGGGUUCAACCAUAGACCUAAUAUAACUUUAUAGGGCUAGAAGCAGGGUUCAACCAUAGACCUAAUAUAACUUUAGAGAGCUAGAAGCAGGGUUCAACCAUAGACCUAAUAACUUUAGAGGGCUAGAAGCAGGGUUCAACCAUAGACCUAAUAUAACUUUAGAGGGCUAGAAGCAGGGUUCAACCAUAGACCUAAUAUAACUUUAGAGGGCUAGAAGCAGGGUUCAACCAUAGACCUAAUAUAACUUUAUAGGGCUAGAAGCAGGGUUCAACCAUAGACCUAAUAUAACUUUAGAGGGCUAGAAGCAGGGUUCAACCAUAGACCUAAUAUAACUUUAGAGGGCUAGAAGCAGGGUUCAACCAUAGACCUAAUAUAACUUUAGAGGGCUAGAAGCAGGGUUCAACCAUAGACCUAAUAUAACUUUAGAGCUAGAAGCAGGGUUCAACCAUAUACCUAAUAUAACUUUAGAGGGCUAGAAGCAGGGUUCAACCAUAUACCUAAUAUAACUUUAGAGGGCUAGAAGCAGGGUUCAACCAUAGACCUAAUAUAACUUUAGAGGGCUAGAAGCAGGGUUCAACCAUAGACCUAAUAUAACUUUAGAGAGCUAGAAGCAGGGUUCAACCAUAGACCUAAUAUAACUUUAGAGAGCUAGAGGCAGGGUUCAUCCAUAGACCUAAUAUAACUUUAGAGAGCUAGAAGCAGGGUUCAACCAUAGACCUAAUAUAACUUUAGAGAGCUAGAAGCAGGGUUCAACCAUAGACCUAAUAUAACUUUAGAGGGCUAGAAGCAGAGUUCAACCAUAGACCUAAUAUAACUUUAGAGGGCUAGAAGCAGGGUUCAACCAUAGACCUAAUAUAACUUUAGAGGGCUAGAAGCAGGGUUCAACCAUAGACCUAAUAUAAC